Sclerotinia borealis F-4128 is the source of this 1662-nucleotide messenger RNA. NCBI's taxonomy places the organism in Eukaryota, Fungi, Ascomycota, Leotiomycetes, Helotiales, Sclerotiniaceae. The record is from the annotation of a GenBank genome assembly.
AUGUCAGAAUUCAUAGGAUAUGUCGGUACACUCCAUGAGAUCAACUCGGAAAACUCAACAGUGGCCUUGGAAAAUGUUAAAUCCCAUGGAACAGAAGGGCGAAAGGAAAAUCCGGAUGAUGAGAUUCAGCCCUCGGAUAGCGUCUACGAGUACAUUGUCUUUCGUGGUAGCGAUGUAAAGGACUUACGUAUUGAGGAGGCGCCUGCACCGAAGGAAAACAAACCCCCACAGGUGCCCAAUGAUCCUGCGAUUCUCGGAAGCGGAACUCGUCCGGGCCCCUCUGCACAAGCUCCCCCAGCUCCCCAAAACCAAAAUCAAAACCCACGAGGACCUCCUUCGCAAGGACAAAAUGGUCCUCAACAGGUACCACCACCAGGCAUGGCUCCUUUUGGACAAUACCCCCCUCAUGGGUUCUAUCCUCCUCCUCCACCUGCAGGAUGGGGUCGAGGUGGUCCCCCUGGUCCAGGUUUUCCAGGAAUGUCGCCAUUUGGUGGUCCACCAGGUUGGUAUCCCCCACCUGGACAUGGAUUCCCACAACACCCUGGUCAAUUUCCCCCUCCCCCAGGGUAUGGCUUUCCACCACCAGCUCAACACUUUCAACAACAAAACCAGCAACAAAAUCAGCAACAAAAGCCAUCGCCAAUUGGACCUGGCGCGAACAAACAACAAACCCCCACUUCCGCGACCUCAGCAGACAAGCCAACCGAGGCGCAAGCUCCUGGCGCUGAAAGCACUGCUGCACCACCAGCUCCCAGACAAGCAACCCCACCCUCCUCCAAGACUGCUUCGACUGAAGCAGAUGCAAACGCUGCAAAAAUAUCUCAGUCUGCAGCUCCGCCGGCUGUGCGAGCUACACCAAGUGGUCCCAAAGGCGGUCGUGUCCAACCGGUAAUGCCAUUACCUAGUCCUGCAGUCUCUAAAGCUGCAUUGCAAAAUACCACUGCCCCUGCACCUCCAAAACAAAGCGAUGCUUCCACAAGUUUGAGAGAUGCUACACAAGCUGCAACUGCCGCUGUUGCUGCUGCAAUGGCCAAGCUUCCUCCAGUUGGAAGUCAACAAACCAAUGGAAAUGCUGUAGACAAUUUGACAAGAAAGGUUAAUGAAAUGCGAACGACCGAGCCCGUCCGCGCUCCUAGACAACCAGGUACUAAUGGAUUUGCGGCAAGAGGCCGUGGUCGAGGUGGUCGGGCUCUUGGUCCAGCUAAAGUUGAUGUUCCUUCGACCGACUUCGAUUUCGAAUCUGCAAAUGCAAAAUUCAACAAACAAGAUUUAGUCAAGGAGUCUAUCACUGGAUCCCCACUUGGGGAGCAGCCUCAAAAUGAUUCCAGUGCACCCGAGGGAGAUAAGGAAGAAGCGGUACCCAAGGCAUACAACAAAGCCACAUCAUUCUUCGACAACAUUUCGAGUGAAGCGAAGGAUCGCACAGAAGCUGCUGGAAAUAGACCUGGUGGGCGUGAAUGGCGAGGUGAAGAACAAAAGAAGAAUGUUGAGACUUUUGGGCAGGGAAGUGUCGAUAACGGUCACCGUGGAGCAUAUCGCGGACGCGGACGCGGUCGUGGUGGUUACAGAGGAAGAGGUAGUUAUGCAGGCAACGGACAGCCUACACGCGGCCGUGGUGGAGGAUAUCGAGGUCGUGGCGAUGCCGAAUCCGUAGUGCAAUAA